Naegleria gruberi is the source of this 498-nucleotide messenger RNA. RefSeq lists its product as uncharacterized. The transcript has a single exon. Lineage: Eukaryota; Heterolobosea; Eutetramitea; Acrasida; Naegleriidae. Bases 1 to 498 code for a protein of 165 amino acids. The record is from RefSeq and is a predicted model, not a curated record.
AUGUCCCAACAACAACACAAUGAUGACUGCAAAACUUGUUCUGUCAUAAUUGAGUUAAUAGAUUUCGGAAUUGGAACAUGUUAUUCAAAUCUACAAAACAAGUUCCACAAUUAUCAAAAAGAUUUGAUCAAAUGGAUGAAUAAUCGUGAUAGAGUGGACGAUAGAUUUCUUCCAAUCGAAUUCAUGCACGAUAGAUCCUUCGUAGUGGAUUACUUCAAAAAAUUCCCUCACAAUUUCGAGAGUGUAGCCGAUGAAUUCAAGAAUGACAAACAAGUCAUCAAGGAAGUAGUUAGAAAUCUCGGCUGUUUGCUUACCUUUGCAUCUGAUGAAUUGAAGAAUGAUAGGGAAGUUGUUUUGGAAGCUGUCAAACAAGAUGGUUCAACACUUCAAUAUGCAUCGAAUGAAUUGAGAAAUGAUCAUGAAAUUGUUCUGGAAGCUGUCAAACAAGAGGGUGAGGCACUGGAAUACGCAUCAAAUGAAUUGAGAAAUGACAAUUAA